CAAGUACAACAUCGUAAACAUUUUUACAUUGGAUCUCAAUUCUCACGCAAAGCUCAAGACAAGAUGGGUGUACUCAGUUCGGAUCAGCUCCAAUUCUUCAACUCUAAAGGUUAUCUUGUAAUUGAAUCAUUUGCUAGUAAGGAGGAGAUUGAGGCCAUGAUGAAGAGGAUGGAGCAGUUGGUGGAUGAGUUUGAUCCUUCCUCCACUGCCUCUAUUUUCUCCACCAAGAAUCAGCAACAGUCGACUGAUGAUUACUUUUUCGAGAGUGUGGAGAGAGUUUCGUUCUUCUUCGAGGAGAAAGCUUUUGGGGAUGAUGGUAACUUAAGGCAACCGAAGCAACUCUCCCUUAAUAAAGUUGGCCAUGCACUUCAUGAGAUUGAGCCCGCAUUCAAGAAGUUUUCUUCUUCUGAGAAACUUUCAAGUUUGAUGUAUUCCUUGGGUUACAAGAGACCAGUAAUCAUGCAGUCUAUGUACAUAUUUAAGCAACCAGGCAUUGGAGGUGAAGUAGUGCCACACCAGGACAACUCAUUUCUUUAUACUGAACCACAAACAUGCACGGGGCUGUGGCUGGCUCUAGAAGAUGCUACCAUAGUAAAUGGUUGCCUGUGGGCAAUUCCUGGAUCUCACAAAAAGGGGCUUGUUAGAAGGUUCUUAAGAGAUGAAGAUGGUGUCAAGUUUGAUCGACCAUCACCAACUUAUGAUCAUAAAGAUUUUGUUCCUAUUGAAGUAAAAUCUGGGUCUUUGGUUGUCAUACAUGGUGAUCUUAUCCACCAAAGCUUUGAAAACCAGUCCCCAAAAUCAAGGCAUGCGUACAGUUUGCAUGUGGUGGAUACUGAUGGCUGCAAAUGGGCACCAGAAAACUGGAUCAGACGGAAAGUGGAGCCAGAACCACUCUAUGUACGCUGACAAUCUAUAAUCACUGUAUUUUAAACCUGAAUUUGCAAGUUUGUACAAAAGCUAAAGUAUUUUUAAUCUGUUGUUAUAAGCGUUGCAAUAAUGUGUCCCCUGUUUGUGUUGCCA
Gastrolobium bilobum is the source of this 1020-nucleotide messenger RNA. Its product is annotated as phytanoyl-CoA dioxygenase. The record is from RefSeq and is a predicted model, not a curated record. Gene Ontology annotation, molecular function: phytanoyl-CoA dioxygenase activity. NCBI's taxonomy places the organism in Eukaryota, Viridiplantae, Streptophyta, Magnoliopsida, Fabales, Fabaceae. Bases 64 to 906 code for a protein of 280 amino acids. The transcript is spliced from 9 exons.